GUGGUAAGUUGGGGUUGCAAUAGCAAGAAAAUGAGUCGAAAAUAAUGUCAUGGUCCUUAAGAUUUCACAAUCCUAGAAUCCCUUCCAAUUUGAAUAGAUAUUGGUUCAGUGAGUGUACUCGAAUAUUUAUAUCCAGAUUUUGGAGUCUAAACAAGAAUAAAACAAAUAGGUAUGUUGCAAGAAGUUAUCCAAGAUUAUGCUGCUUAUUUGAAACUCGAUGUUUCGAAUGGGUUUCAUAUGGUGCAAGAUGUUAUUGAUAAUAUGCUAACGAGGUUAGAAGAAUUAUCAAGUGUAUUACAAAUGAUAAGGGUGAAAAACAGUGAUUGUAAUUCGACAGUAACACAAGAUAUAAAGAAAUAUCGAAAUGAAAUAAAUUUACUUUCAAAGAAGAUUGAAACACUUAUAAGUGUAGUGUCAAGAUUGUCCUUAAAUGUAGAGUUAUUGGAAAACCAAGUAGAGAAAGCUGAACAUGACUUUGGUGUAAAUAACGACAGCAAAUUAAAAAAUCUAUUCAAACCAUUCUUAAAGAAGAAGGAACCCAUGCUAACUAAAAAUGCUUUAGUUGUUCCUGAUAAAUUGAAGCUGGAAACAGUUUUAGAUAAUUUUGAGAAUUUAGAUUCAUAAGGAAAAUAGUACAAUUCCAAUAAAUCCUAUAAAAUAGUUGAAUUUUUUUAUUUUAUUUCCUCAUGUAGUUCAUCUAUUUUUUUUUUGAGUGCAUAUGAAGCAGUAGGUGUAUCAUAUAUUUUAGAUUAGAUGUCACUAAGAAAAGUAUGAGAAAACAUAAGUAAAUAAUUUACCUGAAAUUACUACUGCACUGCCGACCCAGCAAUAAAGACAUGACAUGAUUUAUUACAAAAUACUUAUUUAUUAAUUAAACUUAGAAGAAUACCACAUAGAAGACUUACAUUAAAAUAUUCAUAACAAGUUUUAAAAUACAAAGUAAAUGAAUGAGCAAACCAACAUUAUUGUUUUGUGGUCAGCUCAUAACUGGACACUUUCUUUUGAAAGGAAGGAAGUACCUGAAGUGGUUUGCGAAGUUAAUUGGUUUACAAAUCUGGGAGGUGGGAAGAUGGUGAAAAGGUCCAAUUUUAUUGCUUACCAGUGGAACCAAAUCCACCAUCACCCCUUUUAGUAUCUGUCAAAUUUGUAACCUCUGUUAACACUGGAUAGCAGAUUCUUUCACAGAUAAGCUGAGCAAUUCGAUCUCCUUUCUUGACUACAAAAUCUUGGUCUGAAUGGUUAAAGAGAACAACACCAACAUUGCCUCUAUAGUCUUCAUCGAUUACUCCCGCUGCAACAAAACAUUGUUACUUUUAUUCUUACCAUAUUUUUUAUUAUGUUAUGAAAAAAAUACUAUAAUGAUUACUAAGUAACUAAGAACUUUUAUUACAAUUCCAUUCAAAUAGAAGUGUUAUUUUAAGUUAAACAAAAAUAUAAAAUUGCGUUUAUUGUACUUUGUAACAUAACCACAAAAAUGAUUAUCAGAAAAUUCAUUAUUGCCCGCAUUUGUUAUGUAAUUAUAAUAAGUAAUAAGAUACUUUCUGCUCUCAAUUUGAUUUUCAUCUCAAACAAGAUUCACACUCUUUCAAUCUAAUCUAAGCGUAAACUACAUUAGAAGUCUGUAAAUAAAAAUAUCUCAUAAAUUGGAGAAUGAAGUUGCAUAAGAAUAAUGAUUAUAAUGAUAGAUCAAAAAUAGGAAUUAUGCAUGUAUUAAAAAUGACUCUUAAUUUUAUUAAUUAAACCGUUGAAUUGCCCCUCCAGAAAUAUUUUUUGUUAAAAAUUUUAAGCAUGAUAUUAAUAAACCUCUAGGAAAUUCAAUAUUAGAAACCUGACAGCAGUUGUGAUUUAAAGUCCAUAUCAACAAACAAGCUCCUAUGUUCACAGGAUAUGUCAAAGAAAGAAGUGCGUAGACCUGAAUUGAUAACUUGUUUUUGUUAAUGAGAACCAUGAUAUCACACUAAGUGUCCCAAAUAAGUGAGCAAUUAAAAUGUCCGUGCAAGGUGGCUCAUUAUGCUAUUUUUAGAUGUUGUGAGAAUGUAAACUACUAAUAGGAAUGUAAGAAUAUGCAUUCAGGUUUCCGAAUUUUAAUACCUGAUCAAGAAACUGUACAUGUGCACCCAGUCUUAAAACUAAUUCACUCCUAUGAGAGCAUCUGUCAAAUUUAGUUUCUAUUCAAUGAAAGAGAUAUAAUAGUUAUUAACUUACCACCAACAUCUAUGAAGUUUUUAA
This is a messenger RNA of Chilo suppressalis (striped riceborer), 2229 nucleotides long. The record is from the annotation of a GenBank genome assembly. Lineage: Eukaryota; Metazoa; Arthropoda; Insecta; Lepidoptera; Crambidae.